Molecule: messenger RNA, 2082 nt
Organism: Rhizopus microsporus ATCC 52813
Lineage: Eukaryota; Fungi; Mucoromycota; Mucoromycetes; Mucorales; Rhizopodaceae
Exons: 4
Coding region: 1-2082 (693 amino acids)
Biological process (GO): trehalose biosynthetic process
Cellular component (GO): cytosol; alpha,alpha-trehalose-phosphate synthase complex (UDP-forming)
Molecular function (GO): catalytic activity
Source: RefSeq, a predicted model, not a curated record
AUGGAAAAGGGCCGUAUUGUUCCCAUCUUUUUGGAUAGCAAGUCUCGUGGUCAUUAUGAAGGCUACUGUAAAGAAGUACUCUGGCCCUUAUUUCACUAUUUGACUUGGUCAAAUGACUCAGAUGGUAUGGCUGAAAAGCAGUACUGGCAAGACUAUGUUGCCGUCAACCAGCAAUUUACCCAGACGAUUGCUUCUCAUUACCGUCCUGGUGACAUAAUCUUCAUCAAUGAUUAUCAUUUACUACUUGUGCCUGAGAUGCUUCGUGAAAUCAUUCCUGAUGCCCCUAUUGGUCUUUUCCUUCAUGCUCCUUUUCCAAGCUCUGAAAUCUUCCGAUGUCUGACAACUCGCAAGGAAAUUCUCAGUGGAUUCUUAGGCGCUAACCUUGUGGGAUUCCAAACUUACUCUUAUGCUCGACACUUUAUCGGUUCAUGUACUCGUGUUCUCGGUUGUGAAUCAACACAGACAGGGGUCAAUUGCAAUGGACAUAUCGUCUCAGUAGGUACAUUCCCUAUUGGCGUUGAUGCUAAACGUGUAGACCAGUUCCGUCAAGAACCCGGUGUGGCUGCCAAGAUCAACGCGAUCCGAGCGAUGUAUGCUGGAAAGAAAAUCAUCAUUGGUCGUGAUAAGCUUGACUCAACAAAGGGUGUCGUUCAAAAACUGCAUGCAUUCGAAAAGUUCUUGCGUGAUUAUCCCGAAUGGCGAAAGGAAGUUGUCCUCAUUCAGGUGACAACACCUACCUUUGGCGACAAUUCCAAGUUGGAAGCAAAGGUAUCUGAACUUGUCAGUCAUAUCAACAGCAUGUAUGGCUCUCUUGAAUUUACACCUGUUCAUCAUUAUUACCAAGAUGUUGAUCGAGAUGAGUACUAUGCCUUGUUGUCCGUUGCUGACGUCGGAUUGAUCACAAGCUUAAGAGAUGGUAUGAACACAACGUCACUAGAGUACAUCAUUUGCCAACAAGAACAGCAUGGUCCUCUCAUUUUGUCCGAAUUUACUGGUACUGCUGGCUCACUUAGCGCUGCUUUGAUCGUAAACCCAUUCGAUAGUGCUGGUGUUGCCAAAGCUCUGAAUGAAGCGCUGACGAUGAGCGCAGAAGAUAAAGCCACUCGCCAUGGUCAAUUGUACAAUUAUGUCUUGGAACACUCUGCUGCCUAUUGGGCCAAGUCAUUUAUCAAGCAAUUGGUCGAAAGCACACAAAAGUUCAGUCUACAGUCUCAGGCUACACCUGCGCUGGACGUGUCGAAAUUCACAAAGGAUUACAAGGCUGCAAAGAAGCGCUUGAUGUUCUUUGACUAUGAUGGUACUCUGACACCUAUCGUCUCAGUACCCACUGACGCCAAGCCUUCGAAAGAGAUGUUACAAUACCUUCAAGAGCUCUGCAAUGAUCCUCGUAACGAUGUCUGGAUUGUUUCUGGCAGAGACCAAGCCUGCUUGGAAGACUGGUUGGGCGGUAUCAAGAACCUCGGCCUAAGCGCAGAGCAUGGCUGCUUCUGGAAAGCGGCUGGUUCAGAACAGUGGACAAAUGUGCUAGAAGACAUCGACAUGAGCUGGAAGAAGGAUGUGACGGAGAUCUUUGAUUAUUACACGGAGCGUACAGAAGGUAGUUUUGUCGAACACAAAAAGUCCUCCAUCACAUGGCAUUACCGUAUGGCAGAUGAAGAAUAUGGUGAAUUCCAAGCCAAGGAAUGUCAGAAUCAUUUAGAAAACUCUGUUGUUUCCAAGAUGCCAGUUGAGAUCCUUGUUGGUAAAAAGAACUUGGAAGUACGUCCUAUGAUGAUCAAUAAGGGAGAAGUAGUCAAGCGUAUCAUGGCCUUGUCACCAGACGCUGAUUUCAUUGUGUGUGCUGGUGAUGACAAGACAGAUGAAGACAUGUUCCGAACUCUCUCUGCUACUUACUUUGCUCGUUAUCAAGAACAAGUAAACAAGGGAGACACUGAUACCACAUGGGCAUCUGCUAAAUCCUCAUUAUAUUCUAUUACGAUUGGUCCACCCAAAAAGAAGAGUAUGGCUAACUGGCAAGUAGAGUCACCCUCAGAAAUUAUUCAUCUUUUAGGCACUAUGGCCAAAUCAGAUAAAGAACAAUAG